This is a messenger RNA of Morone saxatilis (striped sea-bass), 1767 nucleotides long. It is a transcript of the gene hpdl, whose product is annotated as 4-hydroxyphenylpyruvate dioxygenase-like. Gene Ontology annotation, molecular function: 4-hydroxyphenylpyruvate dioxygenase activity. NCBI's taxonomy places the organism in Eukaryota, Metazoa, Chordata, Actinopteri, Moronidae. The transcript has 5 exons. The coding region runs from base 34 to 1368 and encodes 444 amino acids. Gene Ontology annotation, biological process: aromatic amino acid metabolic process. The record is from RefSeq and is a predicted model, not a curated record.
GACACGCCUCCUGUCAAAACGUCACAUCCAAACAUGGCAGCUUACUUGAGUCGGUUACACCACAUUUCACUCCACGUUUCCAACGCGGAGAAAGCUGCAAACGACCUCGUUUCUAAAUUCAAGUUCAAUGUGUUCGCGACCCGACUAACCCGCAGCUCCAGGCAGCUGGCUCUCAAAAAAGGAGCGGCGGUUUUUGUGGUGAACGAGCGACCAAACCAGAGAUUGAAUGAACAACCAGUGGGCGGUACAGGCGCGUAUACCGGUGAUCUGCACCGGGUCAACGUGGGGAAAUACAGCCAGGAUCAUCCUGCAAAAUGUCUGUACGAUGUCAGCCCGCAUUACUCUUUGGAUACUGUAAGCAACGUGUGUUUCGAGGUGGAGGAUGUGGAAAGGUCAUUCAGGGAUCUUCGCCAUCUGGGAUGCAAUUUCCUGGUGCCUCCCACUACAGUUGAGGACGAGAGGGGUGUUGUCACUUACUCUGUGGUUAAAUCUAUUGUGGGGAAUGUGUGCCACACGCUGAUUGACAGGACAAAAUACGAGGGGAGCUUCUUGCCCGGGUUUGAUGUCAUUGAAAAGGACUUCAGCUUGGAAGAAGACAAUAUUUCUUGUCCAAUCACUCAUUUUGAUCACAUAACUUACGCCUGUCCCAGGAAAAGCACCCACCAGGUCAUGAGGUGGUAUGAGAUGCUCUUUGGUUUUCAGAGGUUUUUCAUUGAUAGUAAUGAAGACGUGGACGAAGGUUUUGUCAUAAACCAGGGGGGCAUUGGUCUACGUCUUACCGCCAUGGAGUACUGGAAAUGCAGCGAAGCGGGCAUCGCUCUCCCCUUUGUGGACAAAAAAGAGCCUGACUGCAAGUUUGUCAUUGCAGAAUCACUGCCUGAACAAGGCAGGAAUCAGGUUGACACGUUCUUGGAGAAGCACAGGGGCCCUGGGAUCCAGCACAUUGGGCUGUACACAAAAAACAUAGUGUCUACUGCACAUACGAUGGCUGAAGCUGGUGUCCAGUUUUUCUCCCCUCCUCUUGCCUACUACACUGAGGUGGGAAAACGGCAGGAGAUAGAGGAGGCGGGACACAACCCCCAGAUGCUGGCGCAGCAUGGCAUUCUCCUGGACACAGACCUGCACCAGGAUCCCUCAUCACAGACAGCAUCCAGAGAAAACAGACGAUACCUACUCCAGGUAUUCACCAAGCCCAUCUUUACAGAGGACACCUUCUUCCUCGAGCUGAUAGAGCGAAGGGGGGCGACGGGAUUUGGAGAGGGGAACAUCCGGGCACUGUGGAGGUCGGUGCAGGCGCACAUGGAGAACGAGAGGGGGUAUUCUCGAGGAGAGGGAUCCCGAAAAACUGUACAAACUGCACAGUAUUAGUCACUCCAAACAUUUUUAGCUGAGGUUAUUUUAUUUUAUGUGUUUCAUUUACCAAUGCAAAUGAACUUAUUAGGGGGAAAAGGUGUAAAAUGUAAAAAAAAAAUGUAAUUUAAAAUGUAUUUAUGGAAGAGUUUUUCAUAGGUGCCCUCUAUUUCAGUCGAGUUACAUAUUGCACUGCUAACAAAGUACAGAUUAUAUAUUGUAUUAAUAUCUAAUUCCCAACGUGACUGAACAGAUAAUAGACUGUGAACAGAGUGGUUAAAAAAACAGAUGGUACAUACAACACUUGAAAUGUUACUGCAACACAUACACUUGCUGUAAAAGAAUGUCUUUUCACUGUGUCACAGCAAAGCAUCUGACUGACUCCAGAGCAACUGUUCCUUAAUAAAUCUAUUACUC